GACGUAAGGGGGCGGGACACACUAAGAGACGGACUCGAGGGGCGGCGGGGGGCCGCGCUAUGGACCGCUAUGCGGGCGCCGGGGACGAGGCGGCGGACCGGGCCCGGCAGCAGGAGCGGCACUACCAGCUGCUGUCAGCGCUACAGAGCCUGGUCAAGGAACUGCCCAGCUCUUUUCAGCAGCGCCUGUCCUACACCACGCUCAGCGACUUGGCCCUGGCGCUGCUCGACGGAACGGUGUUUGAGAUCGUACAGGGGCUUCUGGAGAUCCAGCACCUCACCGAGAAGAGCCUCUACAACCAACGACUGCGGCUGCAGAACGAACACAGAGUGCUCAGACAGACUCUGAGGCAGAAGCAUCUGGAAGCCCAGCAGUCCUGCCGGCCCCACAACUUGCCAGUGCUCCAGGCAGCCCAGCAGCGUGAGCUGGAGCCCUGGCAGGCCUUGGAACACCGGAUCCGGGAGGAGCAGCAGGCAAUGGACCGAAAGAUUGUCCUGGAGCUGGACCGGAAGGUUGCUGACCAGCAGAGCACGCUGGAGAAGGCAGGGGUAGCUGGUUUCUAUGUGACCACUAAUCCUCAGGAGCUGACGCUGCAGAUGAACUUACUGGAACUCAUCAGGAAGCUGCAACAGAGGGGCUGCCAAAUGGGAAAGCCGGCUCUGUGACCAAGUGGGUGGUCCUCGCUGUCCUCUGUUGUCUAGGAUGGCUGGCACCACAGCCUUGUCUGUGUGGGGGCUACUGACUGUCCGGCUGCCAACAGGCCUGAUCUCUCUGAGGAGCUGAUUAGACCCUGGCUAUGCCUGCUGCCACCCACUGAUCAGAUCUGGAGGGGAAAGGUCCAAGCAAUAGGAAUGGUGUCAUGAGAAGGCCCCAUGACUGAAUGUUGAGUGGGAAUGUGGGUCCCUCUGGGUAUAUCCCUCCAGGCUUGGGCUUUGCCUUGUUCCUGUGUAGCCCCUCCCUUGACAGCCCCCACCCUCGGUGGAAGAAGCUACAAAACCCAAGCCCAGUAUGGCCUAGAAAAAUAAAGAACCCAGGACGUGGUU
Molecule: messenger RNA, 1043 nt
Organism: Rattus rattus (black rat)
Lineage: Eukaryota; Metazoa; Chordata; Mammalia; Rodentia; Muridae
Product: protein DGCR6
Exons: 5
Coding region: 60-665 (201 amino acids)
Source: RefSeq, a predicted model, not a curated record